Molecule: messenger RNA, 389 nt
Organism: Aureobasidium subglaciale EXF-2481
Lineage: Eukaryota; Fungi; Ascomycota; Dothideomycetes; Dothideales; Saccotheciaceae
Exons: 1
Coding region: 57-299 (80 amino acids)
Source: RefSeq, a predicted model, not a curated record
ACGUACUGGUCGAAGGACCACCUUCGAGGCCGACGGCAUGCUUGAUUGUUUCGGUGAUGGCCAUGGUUGUGAUGUGUGGAAUUGGAGAGUCUCGACUGGCAGCAGCUAUUGCUAUGGCCUUGGACGUCGGUCGGGUGAACGCCAAGAGCUUCGAGAGGGAGCCCGGAGCCGGGAGCCCGCAGCGGAGCGGAAUUCGCAACGCGUCUCACGUCUUCCUCGUCAACCGUGUCUUCCUCGUGUGUCGCAUUUCACAUUUCACGCUGCAUCGGAGCGUUGCUAUUACCAUCUGCAAAUAUUGACGACGCUUGCAUGUGCUGAACGCCGGUCCCAGUGCAGCAAUCACCCUGGCCAGCAUUCACGCUAGACUGGCUUCAAUCCACUGUCGCUCU